CCUCGACACUCGGGCUCUGCUUUGCAUCUUCUUCGGACUUUUGCAGACUCGAGAGGCUUUCUCUGUUUUUUUUUUGGCCUUCUUCCACUGAAAACGAAGGUUAUAGUCUGUAGGGAGAGUAUAAAUCUGAUGGGGAAGAGGAAAGACCGUCGUUUCGCGGCCAAUAACACCAGCCGUCGUGUCAAGCUUGAUCUCUUUGCGGAACCCUCUGGAGAUUUGGGUGGCUCAGAUGUGCGUGACGGAGUUGAGCGGGAACAAAAAGAGCCUAAAGAGUUACCCAAUUCACCUUCUUCUUCAGGUCAGAAAACAGAGAACCCUUUGCUUUUACUUGGGCAAUAUAGUGAUGAUGAGGUGGAAAAAGAUGAUUCGGAUGAGAGGGCAGGUGAUGCCUCUGCAGAUAGUUCAUUAGCCAAUAAAACUGAGCAGGUUGAUGGACACAAAGAUACAAAUAUCAAAUCGGGUGCAGACACCACAACGCAUAUGGUUGACCAACAGCAAACAGGGGACGAUUCUGCUGCAUCUGGUUUUAAGGCUGAAGGGGACGCUGGUCAUGUAACUUUGAGUAACCCAUCAAUCUCGGAUGGACUAAACAAUCAGACAGAUCCCUCAGCUCAAGCACCUGGCACUGUGUCUUUGGAGCACCAUGCGUCCACGGAUGUUACUUCGCAGUGGAAGAUGAUUUUGCAUGAGGAGAGCAAUCAGUAUUACUACUGGAAUACAGAAACGGGGGAAACUUCGUGGGAAAUUCCUGCAGUUUAUAGUCAAACUGCCGGUGCAUAUGGGACUGGGUACAAUGAGUCUGUCCCCAUGGGUACAGAUGCGUACACCUUGAUUUCUGGUGUUGAACCAAGCUAUUUGCAGCAACCCGUGCAUUAUGUUUUCACAGGAACUGAUUGUUCGACCUCUCUAACAGCUGAGCUGGGUGAGAGAAACAAAAGUGAAGAUCAACAUGUCGAAACCUUAGGAACUGAUGGUCAUCAAGUUGAAUGUCAGAUAGACUCUGCUGUUAAUAACCAAUCAUGUCAGGAGGAACUUGCAGGACCAGGAAGUUUCGGUCAUGUGGAUGCUACUUUUGAUCAAGGAGUGGCUACUGACCUCCCUUCUCGCCUGUUGAGCCAAAGCGAAGGCUUACUGGAGAAGCUGAGGUCUCUGAAGAAGUCUCAUGGGAACUUUCACAGCAAUGAGCAGUUAUCAAAGUACAUGCUGGAGGUUGAAGUCAGACAUUCUGAUGUCAAGGCGCUCAUAUAUGAUACCUCACCUCUACUUUCUUUUUGGCUCCACACUGAGAAACAACUCAAGCGCCUGGAAGAGGGUGUCAACGAUGAGAUUUAUGAGCUUGCAAAAUCUGCAGUAAUGGAAGAAAUCGCAGAAAGUAACAAAAGCUCUCCGAAAGAUAAGUUGGUAGCAGAUGCUAAUACAGAAAGUGAAUCCGAGAACAGUGGGAGAGAAGGAGAGUUAGCUCAAUCUGGAAAAAAUCUUCAGUCAGAUAAAUCAGCUGAUGUGGGUGGCGAUGGAUCUCCCACCCACUCCGAAUGUCAUCCAGCUGGAAAGUCUGAUGAGAUGCUUCAGAAGGCUGGCUCCACAGAUGUGGAAGAUAUUGACAUGGAUGUGGAUAUGGAGGUUGAAGAAUCGGUUCCAAUGUCUUCUGUUCAAGUCGUAGAUGCUUCUGAAUGUAAGACGUUCAGUCAAACAGAGCCAUCCAACCUUCAUACAGAUGUUCCAGCACCUCCGGGUGAGGAAUGGAUUCCCCCACCGCCGUCUGAGAGUGAAGAUAUCCCUCCACCGCCACCAGACGAUUAUAGUGAACCAGCUCCUCCACCACCUCCUGAAAAUGGCCAUGUCCCUCCACCUCCGUCGAGUGAUUCUCUGGGAGUUUCCUAUACCUUACCUCAAUCUUAUAUUCAGCAUUUUGCUGAUUAUGCGGCACAAUACGACCUAUCAUAUCCAGAGUCCAGUUAUCAAUAUAUUGCCGAUGCACCUAUCACUCAGUUCUAUGGCCAUGUCGACGGAUCUCAAGUAUCUCUGCCCCAGUCGACAUUUUAUUAUGAAACUAUUCCCGGUACAGGUGAAGUUGCUCCUGCAGCAGCCAGCGCUGUUGAAGCUUAUUACGAUUUCAAAGGUGCAGCUCCGCUGUUCCCUGUCAUCAGCCCUGCAGAGUCAUCGCUGCAUCACAGUGGAGUUGGUUCUGCUAAUUACAGCAUCCUAAGCAUUCCUUCUACAGCUGUAGAGCAUAGCUCCAGAUCCAAUGACACUGCUGAAAUGGCAUCUUUGGCCACUGCUUCUCAAUCCACUGAUGUUACUGGUGUAACGGCUGAUUUAGCAAAGGGUCAAUCUAAAGUGAAACGGCCUAAAAAGCGGACAGUUGCUGCUACAUCCACAUUAAGGUCAAAUAAAAAGGUUUCGAGUUUGGUGGACAAGUGGAAAGCUGCGAAAGAGGAGCUAAACGAUAGUGAAGAGGAAGAAGACGAAGAAGAUUAUGGGAUCCUUGAUAAAAAGAGGCGGCGAGAAAUCGAAGAAUGGAAGUCCCGACAAAUCGCGAGCGGAGAAGCUAAAGACAACGCAAAUUUCCAACCCCUCGGUGGUGACUGGCGUGAGAAAGUGAAGCGGAGGAAAGAACGAGCAGGACGUGAAGCUAAGGAGUCUAAGAAGAAAGACGAAAAGCAACAAAAACCUGAUCUGACCAAACUCUCUGCACUUCUCCCCUCGGGAUGGCAGGCGUAUUGGGACGAAUCUACGAAGAAAGUUUACUAUGGGAAUACAGUUACAUCUCAAACCUCUUGGACACGACCCGCUACCUGAAUCUCAAUGGCUUUCUCUACCAAAUUUUCUAAUUUCUUUUUUUUUCUAUAAUACUUUUGUUUUAGAUGUAAAUUUAUUACAGAGCUCAUCGUCUUGUAGGUGACAUAUGUUGGAUACAUACUCGUCUUUUUAUUAGACGAUUACAUUUGUACCAUUCCACAAUGCUAACGAAAACCACGACCGCUUGAAUUCAAUUACUUUGUGCAAACAGAAAAAGUAAAUAUCCAGAGAUUCCUCUUCUUAUUAUGCAUUUUCAUAAAAUUAAAGGAAAACAAAGUAAACCCUUUUAUCAACAAUAAAAAGAAAAGAAAAGAAAAUCAAAAGCCUGUGUGACGUUUAAUGUAUAUACACACAUUGGAGAUAUUUAAAAUUGAGAAGAAAGACAUUUCUGCAUUAUUAUUAAUCAUGGGAAGACUUGGGAGAGGCAGAAUUAGAAACACCUCCUGCCAGCAUGGACAGGUUAGACGGAACGGAAAUGCCACGUGACAUACCGAGUCCAGCGUUACGGCGGUGGUAACGGCACCUGAAGGAGCCAGGGUGUGUGGUUGGUGCACAUAAACAGUUUAGCCUCACGCUCGAUGAUUUUCCCAUAGCCACCGAACCACCACCUCCACCACGUGCACGUGGAGACAUGUUGUAAGCUUCUUGUCUUUUAAUGUCUUCAUGGCUAAUCUCUUGCUGUGUCUCCUUAAGUUUGAUCUUCAUCAUCAUCCUCCUCCUUGCUUCUUCUUUCUCUUUCCCUUCCAUUUGUUUUUCUUCUUCUCUUUCUUCUUUGUUUCUCUACCUUCUUACAAAUAGAGAAACCUCUAAAAAUAGUCGACACUGGGAAUCAAGAAACUGAAAAAACUUUUAGAAUUAAAAAGAGCAAGUUAAUGUAGACAAUGUAUAUCCAAAAAUAGUAGUUUUUCUAUAUAUUCCUUCUCUUGCGGUUCUGAAUUCCCGAAAUUGUCGUUUUAUUUGCAGAAAAUAGAUGUUUGGUUUUGUAAAAGAGCUCAGAUCAGAGGAAAUAAAAGAAACUCUAGGUGUAAAACAUGAAACUUGUAUGGCACGUGCCAUGAUGCUAAGAUGGG
This is a messenger RNA of Thlaspi arvense, 3869 nucleotides long. The record is from the annotation of a GenBank genome assembly. Lineage: Eukaryota; Viridiplantae; Streptophyta; Magnoliopsida; Brassicales; Brassicaceae.